CGAACGUUCCAACAGACAAAACAACUGGUCUUGUCUGAAACAGAUCAAAAGUGCUGGUAUAAAACGCCGUAGCCAAAUCCAAUAUGCACUAUCCCUCCUGAUUAAAGUAACAUAUAGGAACUAGGGAGGUAGAAGUUAGACCUGGAACCCAUCUCUCCUUCCUGUAUAUCUAUCUCUGUUCCCUAUUUACAUGUAUAAUAACAAAAAUAUGGAGAUGUCCAAGAGGACACCAUCUUCGGCCAUGGCUAUCUUUCUUGUAUUUGCUCUUUUUAUCCAACAUUUCUCAGCAGUGCAAUCGAUAGGUGUUAACUAUGGUACCGUUGCAGACAACCUUCCGCCACCGGCUCAAGUUGUUCAAUUCAUCAAAGACAAAACCUUCAUAGACCGCGUGAAGAUAUUCGAUGUCAACCCCGACAUCAUCCGGGCCUUCGCCAACACCGGAAUCUUGCUCACCGUCACGGUCCCCAACGGAGAGAUCCCCAACCUCACCAACAUCAGAUACGCUCGCAGAUGGGUGAAUGAGCACAUCAAGCCAUUCUACCCGCAAACCAAAAUCAACUACAUUGCCGUAGGAAAUGAGGUCCUCCACUGGGGACCCCAGAAUCUAAUCGACAACCUCGUUGCUGCCAUGAGGACCCUUCACCAGGCUCUCGUCAAGAAUGGCAUCACAGAUAUAAAGGUGACGUCACCACAUUCUCUAGGCAUUCUCGAAUCUGCUAAGCCGCCCAGCCUGGCUAAAUUCAGGCCUGGUUGGGAUGUAGGUGUUUUGGCACCCAUGUUGCAAUUUUUACGCGAAACCAAGUCUCCUUUUAUGGUCAAUCCGUACCCGUAUUUCGGUUUCGACCCCAAGGAGAUUGACUUCGAUCUCUUCAGACCAAACAGAGGAUAUUACGACAGGUUUUCCAAGAGGAGUUACGCGAACCAGUUUGAUUUGCUGUUGGAUGCGGUUUUUAUGUCUAUGAAGAGACUGGGAUAUGCGGAUGUGGACAUUGUGGCAGCCGAGACGGGUUGGCCAUCCCAAGGGGAAACAUUUGAGCCACAAUGCACUCCUGCUAAUGCUGCUGCGUAUAACGGAGGAUUGGUGAAGAAGUACAACUCUGGGACUGGGACUCCAUUGAUGCCGCACAGGAAGAUUGAGACGUACAUCUUUGCCUUGUUCAAUGAGAAUCAGAAACCGGGUUCAUUGGCUGAGAGAAGCUGGGGAUUGUUCAGGCCUGAUUUUACUCCUGUUUAUGACGUUGGAAUUAUGCGGGGGGGACAGUCGUCACAGCCAGUUCCGGUGCCAGCAGCACCGGCAUUGCAGGGCAAGAAAUGGUGCGUGCCAAAGGCAGGGGCCACAGACGCCGCACUGCAAAGCAACAUAGAUUACGUUUGCAGCCAGGGCUUAGAUUGCAGCCCGAUUCAAGCCGAGGGCGCCUGCUUCAAUCCCAACAAUGUGAGGUCUCAUGCAGGUUUUGUGAUGAACUCAUGGUACCAAUCCAAGGGCAAAGCUGACUAUAACUGUGAUUUCUCUCAAACCGGUUUCCUCACCUCUACCAACCCUAGUUAUGGCACAUGCCAAUACACCAGCUAGGAUAUCAGUAGUAAUUUGCAACAGGAAGGAGCUGCUGCAUGGAUUUAAACCAAAAUGGCAUCUAAUUUAUUGGGUUCUCCAUUAUUUAUUCAUCUGAUCAUCUCUUAGUCAAUCACUUAAUUAACCUCAAUAUUUAUGUCCGUUCUGUUAAGUAUUGUAUUGGACGAUUCUCUGCGAUAUAGAGUUGUGUGCCGGCUACGUGCAUGCCGAAAAUUGUACCAUAUCAUAACUUAACUUGUAUUUUAUAUGUGUCAGAAUCCGGGAGCGGUUUUUUUCUUUU
This is a messenger RNA of Coffea eugenioides, 1853 nucleotides long. RefSeq names its product glucan endo-1,3-beta-glucosidase-like. NCBI's taxonomy places the organism in Eukaryota, Viridiplantae, Streptophyta, Magnoliopsida, Gentianales, Rubiaceae. Gene Ontology annotation, cellular component: plasma membrane. Gene Ontology annotation, biological process: carbohydrate metabolic process. The record is from RefSeq and is a predicted model, not a curated record. Gene Ontology annotation, molecular function: hydrolase activity, hydrolyzing O-glycosyl compounds. Bases 191 to 1573 code for a protein of 460 amino acids. The transcript is spliced from 3 exons.